AUGGAGCUGGGGCCCCGGUGUCUGGAAGAUGGGCGCCCCGGGCCUGACCCCCUCUCAGGUGGGAGAGAGAGCCAGGAGGAAGAGGCUCCGGAGAGGAGCAGCCCACCUGGGCCAGUCACCUCAGCCCCAAAGCAGGCCAGCGUGAGCACCCCGGAGGCCCAGGCAGCACAGCAGGAGCCGCGACCACCGCAGCUGGAACCGCGGCCAAAGCGGCGACGAUGGCAACGACAGCCACAGCGACGACCGCCGCAGCCACAAAACCAGCCACUGGGACCCUGGCCAGCACGGCAGCGGCCGCCGCAGCAGGACAGACAAGAACAGCUGCAGGAACCACAAGAAAAACACCAACCCCAGCAACACCUGCGACCGAAGCCACAGCUGCCGCCGAGGCAACAGGUGCAAGAGCAGCCAACGCCGGAGCAACGGCAGGAACAGCCGCCGCGGCAGCAAGAACUACAGGAAGAACCCCGAUCGGUGCAACACGAGCACCUACAGCCGAUGCAACAGCAGGAAGCGUUACAAGCGCAGCAGGAACAGGAGCAGCAGCAGCAGGUGCAGCAGCAGGUGCAGCAGCAGGAACAGCCCGGCCAGCAGGCACCGCGGCAGCGGCGGCCGCAGCCAGGACCGUCGCAGAUUCAGGAACAGCUGCAGCAGCAGCAGCAGUUGCAGCAGCAGCAGCAGUUACAGCAGCAGCAGUUGUUACAGCAGCAGCAGCAGCUGCAGCAGCAGCAGGAACAGUUGCAGCGGCAGCUGCUGCAACAACAGCAGUUACACCAGCACCUGCUGCAACAGCAACAGUUACAGCAGCAGAUGUUGCAACAACAACAGUUACAGCAGCAGCUGCUGCUGCAGCAGCAAGAGCAGUUGCAACAGCAGCAGCUGCAGCGCCGCCCAGCGGAGCCGGAGGAGGAGGAGGAGGAGGUGGAGCUGGAGCUCAUGCCAGUGGACAUGGAGUCGGAGCAGGAACUGGAGCAGCAGCGGCAGGAGGCCCAGCGGCAGCAGGAGCUGGCGCGGCAGCAGGAACAGCGGCAGCUGCAGCUCAAACUGCAGGAGCAGCUGCAGCAGCUGGAGCAGCAACUGCAGCAGCAACAGCAGCUGGAGCAGCAGCAGGAGGUGCAGCUGGAGCUGACCCCGGUGCAACCCGAGCUGCAGCUGGAGCUGGUGCCCACUGCGGGGGCAGGCCCGGCUUCGGGACCUGGUGCCUCGGGACCUGUCAUGGUGGGCCCCCCGGGCUACGUGGUGUUGCAGGAGCUCAUGGUACUGCCGGCCGUGGCCCCGGCGGCCGUGGUGCCCAUCUCCGGCCCCGCGGGUAGCGCCGCCCUGACACCAGUCCGGCAGCAGCGGCGACGGCGGCGCGCCCGGGACCGGCCGACCAUCUGCGGUGAGUGCGGCAAGGGCUUCAGCCGCAGCACCGACCUGGUGCGGCACCAGGCCACGCACACGGGCGAGCGGCCGCACCGCUGCGGGGAGUGCGGCAAGGCCUUCUCGCAGCACUCGAACCUGGUGACGCACCAGCGCAUCCACACGGGCGAGAAGCCCUACGCCUGCGCCUUCUGCGCCAAGCGCUUCGGCGAGAGCUCGGCCCUGGUGCAGCACCGGCGCACGCACACGGGCGAGCGGCCCUACGCCUGCGGCGACUGCGGCAAGCGCUUCAGCGUGUCCUCCAACCUGCUGCGCCACCGGCGCACGCACUCGGGCGAGCGGCCCUACGUGUGCGGGGACUGCGGCGAGCGCUUCCGCCACAAGGUGCACAUCCGCCGCCACGAGCACCAGCUGCACGGCGCCGGCCGGUCCCGGGGCCUCGGGCUGCUCCGCGCCGCCCGCUCGGCUGCCGGCGGGCCGCGCACGGGGCAGGCGGUCGGGGGCAAGGCUCCGUGA
Molecule: messenger RNA, 1878 nt
Organism: Eptesicus fuscus (big brown bat)
Lineage: Eukaryota; Metazoa; Chordata; Mammalia; Chiroptera; Vespertilionidae
Gene: ZNF853
Product: zinc finger protein 853
Exons: 3
Coding region: 1-1878 (625 amino acids)
Biological process (GO): regulation of transcription by RNA polymerase II
Molecular function (GO): RNA polymerase II cis-regulatory region sequence-specific DNA binding; DNA-binding transcription factor activity
Source: RefSeq, a predicted model, not a curated record